Lentinula edodes (shiitake mushroom) is the source of this 822-nucleotide messenger RNA. Its product is annotated as urease accessory protein UreG. Gene Ontology annotation, molecular function: nickel cation binding; GTPase activity. The coding region runs from base 1 to 822 and encodes 273 amino acids. NCBI's taxonomy places the organism in Eukaryota, Fungi, Basidiomycota, Agaricomycetes, Agaricales, Omphalotaceae. The transcript is spliced from 6 exons. The record is from RefSeq and is a predicted model, not a curated record.
AUGAACGUUCCAUUCAUCAAUAAUCUUUCGGGAUCCUCGGCUCCUGAACAUACUCAUUCACAUAACGGCGGGGCAUCUCAUACGCACGGAUCAGACGAUCAUGGACAUACUCAUGAACAUUACAACGAUGCAGGUAAAUAUGCUGAGCGCGAUAUGCCCGAUUAUUCUGGACGUGAUUUUGAAGAAAGAGGAUUCACAAUCGGAAUUGGAGGACCCGUUGGAUCAGGAAAGACUGCUUUAACGCUUGCAUUGUGUCAGAAACUUAGGAAAGAAUAUAAUAUCGCGACAGUCACGAACGACAUCUUUACCCGGGAAGAUCAAGAAUUCCUAAUCAAGAACCGGGCUCUUCCCGAAAACAGAAUCCUCGCAAUUGAAACAGGAGGAUGUCCUCAUGCUGCUAUUCGAGAAGACAUCAGCGCGAAUAUGGGCGCUCUCGAGACUCUUCAAGCAAAAUUUGAAUGUCAGUUGCUGUUAGUAGAGAGCGGAGGAGACAAUCUUGCUGCAAACUAUUCGAGGGAGUUGGCAGAUUAUAUCAUCUAUGUGAUUGAUGUUUCUGGAGGAGACAAGAUUCCAAGAAAAGGUGGACCUGGUAUUUCCCAAUCUGAUCUACUGGUCAUCAACAAGACUGAUCUUGCUCCUUACGUCGGCGCAUCCCUUGAGGUUAUGGACAGAGAUUCCAAGCUCAUGCGAGGCGAUGGUCCUACUAUUUUCACCAGUGUCAAGCAGGGCAAGGGCGUCGACGAUGUGGUGUCAUUGAUUUUGGCUGCUUGGCGUACGGCUGGCAGUCCAGGCAAGGCAAUGCCGGUAGGAGAUGAAGAGUGA